AUGGGGUUCACGGCGAUUACGACGGAGGUGAAGGAAGGCGUGCUCAUCCUGCGACUGAACAGGCCCUCGCGCAAGAAUGCUUUCAAUCACGAGCAGUACGAGGAAUGCAUCGUCGCCCUGGCCCAAGCCGCAAAGGAUGAAAACCUGUUUACGGGUGCGGGCGACUACUUCAGCAGCGGCAACGACCUCGCCAACUUCCUGCGCGCCGACUCCACCGACACCACACCGGCCAAGGACCUCCUGACGCGCUUCGUGAACGCGUUCAUCCUCUUCCCCAAGCCGAUCGUUGCCGCGGUCAACGGUCCCGCCGUGGGCAUCGCCGCCACGAUUCUGGGGCACUGCGACCUCGUCUACGGCUCUGAAACAUGCUCGCUGCACACGCCGUUCAUGCAGCUGGCGCAGAGUCCCGAGGCCUGCUCGUCUCUCCUUUUCCCCGAAUCGAUGGGCGCCCUCAAGGCCAACGAGAUGCUGCUCCUGGGCAAAAAGUUCUCCGCCCGUGAGGCGCUCAAGGCCAACCUCCUCAACGAGGUCUUCACCGAGAAGGGCGACCAGUUUACCGAAAAGGUCUUCGCCAUCGCACGCCAGCUCGCAUCGUAUCCUCCCGAGGCCGUGCAGCUGUCCAAGCGGUUGAUCCGCAACAACCGGCGCCUCGCCCUGCUCGAUGCCGUCAACAAGGAGGAGGUCGAACUGCUUGGCGAACGGUGGGUGUCGGCCGAGUGUAUCCAGGCCGUCAUGAACUUCAUGUCCCGUCGACAGAAGGCCAGCCUCUGA
Acanthamoeba castellanii str. Neff is the source of this 771-nucleotide messenger RNA. RefSeq names its product peroxisomal D3,D2enoyl-CoA isomerase isoform 1 variant, putative. The transcript is spliced from 9 exons. The record is from RefSeq and is a predicted model, not a curated record. Bases 1 to 771 code for a protein of 256 amino acids. NCBI's taxonomy places the organism in Eukaryota, Discosea, Longamoebia, Acanthamoebidae.